AUGGCGGCUGCCAGGACGUCAGGGAGAGGGGCUGCUGCCGCUGAGUCUAGUGUCGCCAGAGUGCCCUUAUGGCUGCCAGUGCAGCGCUGCAGAGGCGUUGGGUGGCUCUAUGGUCAGAGGGGCGGCUGCCUGGGGCUGACGGACUCCGGCCGUGCUGCAGCUGUGUUCUCUCCCGUGCAGCUCGUGCAGCAGGAGGGCGAAGCUUACUCAGCGGAUUCUGUUCUUCCUGCUGCUUCUUCGGCUGGGACUGCUGACGCUGGUACUGGUGGUGGGGCGCUCGGUAGCAGCAGCAGCAGUGGCAGCGCAGGAGCGGCUGCAGCAGGGAUGUCGCGAGCUCGCGCCUCAUACCGAGACCCUUUGUUAAGUAUUCUCGACAACGUGGCCCCUGUGGAAGUGGAGGUGGCGCCAGAUGGUGGAGGCGAAGUCGACCUUGAUAAGGGGAGUGAGGCUAUGUAUGCCGCUUUAUUGCUGCCGUCACUCCCGGCUGAGACGGAGGCACUAAAGGACAUCAAAGGCGAUUUCCUAGUCAUGCAGCACACGCCCUCCGAGGAGGACGACACGGAAGAAAAUCUGGAAGAGAUGCAGCUGUGCUUCGGAGAGCUGCUCUGGCAUCCGACAACGCCGCUGCUCUUUGCUUGUAGGAGCCUGUGGUCCGCAGAGCGGCGCAUGCGGCUGACAAAAUCGACGGAGCAACUGCAGGACCAGCAGUCAAGCACAGCGCUGGCAGUACUCCCUGCAGCGUCUAAAGCGCCAGCGAGCGUGCCUGUCUUGAUUCUUUCGGAUGUGGAUGAUGAGGAGGAAAAGGAGGGCGUCGGAGAUUCCCCUUGUGAGUUACAUGGGCCUCGUUCCUAUGAGCGAGUUGCCCUCAGGACGGCCUCUGGCCUCGCGAUCUCUGCCCUUCACAAUCUUCGAGAGACUUUCAGCAACAGAGAGGCCCUCAGCCGUAUCGGUGUCGACAUGGGGUCCUUCGCAUUGCAUGCCCUGCGGCAGACACCUGAGACGAUUGCGCAGCUGUCAAGCGCCACAUCGCAGCUCCUUCAGAACGCAUCAGCCGACUGGGCCGCUUUUGGUGGCGUCGCAUCGCAGGCAGCGGCAAACGCCGUAGAAAGGGCUCAGAGGCUUUGGAGGCAAUUCAGAGAGGGAGCGGGCAGCAGGAACAACCGGACACAAAACGAGAACUCCACCAAAAAUGAGGAAGAUGGACCCAAAACCAAUCGAUUUUCGCAGGACCCACAGGAAAGCAAACCCGGCCACGCAUGUUUUUAG
This is a messenger RNA of Cyclospora cayetanensis, 1266 nucleotides long. RefSeq lists its product as uncharacterized. The record is from RefSeq and is a predicted model, not a curated record. The coding region runs from base 1 to 1266 and encodes 421 amino acids. The transcript is spliced from 6 exons. NCBI's taxonomy places the organism in Eukaryota, Apicomplexa, Conoidasida, Eucoccidiorida, Eimeriidae.